CUUCAGAAUCUUUAGACCAUAUAAAAGCGAAAAAGCUUCUGCUUUUCUAAAGCCUAAUCGAAUCAAUUCAAUGGUGCUUCAUUUUGAUCUUCUUUUCCUCCGGCUUCUUCUUUGUUCCUUCUAGGGUUUCAUCCUCCUGCAAUUCCUGCGAGUUUUUUGGGCGAAUCCAAACUCUCCAGAAUCAUCGGAUUUGUUUCUGACUUCAUUUGUUAGAUUCUGUGGUUAUAAAAGGGAUGCACACAAUAUCUUCACAGUUUUAAUUGUGAACAUUAGAUAGUUGACGACAAAUGUAUAAGUGACUGGUUAGGUGAAAAAUGUACAUUUGAGAGGGUGGUUAAGGAGAGUGGUAUUUAUUUUAGUUAACAAUGGAAACCACAAGGCGUUGGUUCAACAAGUUUAAAUCAAAAGAUAAGUUAAAGUCUUCAAAGACAAAGGAAGCAACAGGUAAUUUGAAAGAAGGGUCUAAAGCCCCAACAAGUGAAGAAGCACCAUCUAAUGUAACCAAACAACGGGUAGCAGCUGCGAAGCAGUAUAUUGAAAACCAUUACAAAAAGCAGAUGAAGGACCUCCAAGAGAGGAAAGAGCGACGUAACAUCCUCGAAAAGAAGUUGGCUGAUGCUGAGGUCUCUGAAGAAGAACAAAACAAUUUACUGAAGUAUCUAGAGAAGAAGGAAACAGAGUACAUGCGUCUCCAGCGGCAUAAGAUGGGAGCUGAUGAUUUUGAGCCAUUGACAAUGAUAGGAAAGGGUGCAUUUGGAGAGGUUAGAGUCUGCAGGGAGAAGGCAACUGGCCAUGUAUAUGCCAUGAAGAAGCUUAAGAAAUCAGAGAUGCUUCGCAGAGGCCAGGUUGAACAUGUCAAAGCUGAGAGGAACUUACUAGCAGAAGUUGACAGUAAUUGCAUUGUUAAAUUAUAUUGUUCCUUCCAAGAUGAAGAAUAUCUAUACCUUAUUAUGGAAUAUCUGCCUGGUGGAGAUAUGAUGACUUUACUAAUGCGCAAGGAUACACUGACUGAGGAUGAGGCCAGAUUUUAUGUUGGGGAAACUGUCCUGGCCAUUGAAUCAAUUCACAAACACAAUUAUAUUCAUAGAGAUAUCAAACCUGACAACCUGCUGCUGGAUAGAUAUGGUCAUAUGAAAUUAUCAGAUUUUGGAUUAUGUAAGCCUCUAGAUUGCAGUAAUCUCCAGGAAAAGGAUUUUUCUAUGGCAACCAACCUAAGUGGGGCCCUUCAGAGUGAUGGCCGUCCUGCAGCACCAAGACGAACACAACAGGAACAAUUGCAGCAUUGGCAGAGGAAUAGACGGAUGCUUGCUUAUUCUACUGUUGGUACACCUGACUACAUUGCUCCAGAGGUUUUGCUGAAAAAAGGAUAUGGAAUGGAAUGUGAUUGGUGGUCUCUUGGUGCUAUCAUGUAUGAAAUGCUUGUUGGAUUUCCACCAUUUUAUUCAGAUGAGCCAAUGACAACUUGCAGGAGGAUAGUAAAUUGGAGAACUAAUCUAAAAUUUCCAGAAGAAGCAAAGUUGUCUCCAGAGGCAAGAGAUCUUAUCAGUAAGCUUUUAUGUAACGUUGAGCAGAGGCUUGGCACAAAAGGUGCAGAUGAAAUUAAGGCCCAUCCAUGGUUUAAGGGUGUUGAAUGGGACAAAUUAUAUCAAAUGAAAGCGGCAUUUAUUCCAGAAGUCAAUGAUGAGUUGGAUACUCAAAACUUUGAGAAGUUUGAAGAGAUUGACAACCAAAUGCCAACUACAACAAAAUCCGGUCCAUGGAGAAAGAUGCUUUCAUCCAAGGAUGUAAACUUUGUGGGUUACACAUAUAAGAACUUCGAAAUUGUAAAUGACCAUCAGUUACCUGGGAUUGCUGAAUUGAAGAAAAAGAGCACAAAGCCUAAGAGGCCAUCCAUCAAAUCCCUGUUUGAAGACGAGUCAACUGCAGCUGCCAGCCAACCUGUUCAAGGGAGCUUCUUAAACCUCUUGCCACCCCAACUAGAAGCCCCUGAAAAUCAGAUCAAAAAAUGACAGCAUCAAUUUUUCUCAUACUAAAUGACAUGAGAUGGCCUGAUUGGCCUCAAUUACCAAGACAAGGAGGCUAUCUUCUCUGGUGAAUAGAUUUUCUUUUCCCACAUCUUGCAUUCCAUAUUUUUAGCGUGUUGGGAGAUAAAAGCUCCCUCAACAGAUGGUCUGAGACGUUGAUUGAAGGAUCUUGUUCUUUUUGUAAAAUGAUUGGGAUGGUAUAUAUUCUUUGAUAUUUGUUGUCUAAUUUUACCCCCAUGUAAUUAUUUACAUAUUUGUCUGAUUGUUCAUCGGUGCACAGUCUACAGAUAGGGAAGUGGUUUGUCCUCUUAUUAUUGAUUGGUUGUAUUUUGUGAGGUAAACUUAAAAUUAAGGAUAUUGCAGUUUUCUUGUAAUGAUAUCUCUUCUUAAAAGACUAUAUGGUUUCUACCAUAUUUUUAUCAGGUUUUAGGGCUAUGAAGCAGAAAGAUGGAGGGAUAACCUGCUCUGCCCAUAUUUUGUGUUAUAAAUGUAAGCCAGAUUU
Molecule: messenger RNA, 2526 nt
Organism: Rubroshorea leprosula
Lineage: Eukaryota; Viridiplantae; Streptophyta; Magnoliopsida; Malvales; Dipterocarpaceae
Source: the annotation of a GenBank genome assembly